Messenger RNA from Oncorhynchus keta (chum salmon), 5159 nucleotides. RefSeq names its product serine/threonine-protein phosphatase 2B catalytic subunit gamma isoform-like. The transcript has 12 exons. Bases 641 to 2236 code for a protein of 531 amino acids. Gene Ontology annotation, cellular component: cytoplasm; calcineurin complex. Gene Ontology annotation, biological process: calcineurin-mediated signaling. Gene Ontology annotation, molecular function: calmodulin-dependent protein phosphatase activity; calmodulin binding. The record is from RefSeq and is a predicted model, not a curated record. NCBI's taxonomy places the organism in Eukaryota, Metazoa, Chordata, Actinopteri, Salmoniformes, Salmonidae.
UGGUUAGGGUUAAGGUUAGGUUUAAAAUCAGAUUGUAAGAAGAUACAUUUUAGAAAUAGGAGGGGUUUAUUGCUUUGUGGUUGUGGUAAAUAGGGACGACCGUCUGUGUGCGCUGUCAGAUUAGAGUUUAAUCCGUGGGGUUACGGUCAGAACGGGAACAAUAGCUAGUUACACCUGGAACAGGGCUCGAUAACCGCGAGGAAACGCUGGUUUAAAAGCGACAGGUUUUAUGGAUGAGUCAUCUAAGUAAAUCCAAGCAAUUUGAUGAUGAGGUUACUGACUAACGUUUAUAUUAGCAUUCAAAUGGAUUGCAAGUGAUUUGUCAAUUUUAUACCCAGCUAGUUUGCUAGCUAACUCUUAAAUUCGAAUUAAGUUUAUCCACUAAGUAAAUAGUGAAGACUUUUGCUACACGGGACAAUCACCACUUCUCUGUUUUCUAUGGUCCAUAUCAAUUUGUGACAUUUUGACACGGAUUAACGCUGUUAGUAAUCGAACCUAAUCAAAUCAAUCCUCUCGGAAAGAAAACAAAUCUCUAUUCACUCUCAUAACUUCAAGACGGAGUAACCAGCUAGCGCUGCAAACUAGCUAGUAAGACUAGCUCAUCAAACUUGGUCCUGAGUGGAGACCAGACGGAACUAACAUGUCUGGAAAAGACAAAGACAAGGAGAACGCCGGAGAAAAACAAUCUACAACUGAGCGGCUCGUAAAAGCCGUGCCGUACCCUCCCCAGCAGCGUCUCUCUAUGAAGGAGCUGUUUGAGGAUGGCAAGCCCAACGCGGAGACGCUCCGCACCCACCUAGUGAAGGAGGGCCGGCUGGAGGAAGAGGUGGCCCUCCGGGUCAUCAACGACGGCGCCAACAUCCUGAGACAGGAGAAAUGCAUGCUGGAGGUAGAGGCACCCAUCACAGUGUGUGGAGAUGUCCACGGCCAGUUCUUUGACCUAAUGAAGCUGUUUGAAGUGGGAGGCUCGCCCAGCAACACACGUUAUCUUUUCCUUGGAGACUACGUAGACCGAGGCUACUUCAGUAUUGAGUGUGUGCUGUACCUCUGGUCACUCAAGAUCAAUCACCCGACCACACUCUUCCUCCUGCGAGGGAACCACGAGUGCCGGCACCUCACAGAGUACUUCACCUUCAAACAGGAAUGUAAGAUCAAGUACUCAGAGCGCGUGUACGAUGCCUGCAUGGAAGCCUUUGACUGCCUGCCGCUCGCUGCUCUCCUCAACCAACAGUUCCUGUGUGUACAUGGUGGGCUCUCACCAGAAAUCAACUGCCUAGACGACAUUAGGAAAUUAGACAGGUUUAAGGAGCCUCCAGCAUUCGGCCCGAUGUGUGACCUGAUCUGGGCUGACCCAGGAGAGGACUACGGCAGUGAGAAGACAACAGAACACUUCAACCACAACUCUGUUCGAGGCUGCUCCUACUUUUUCAGUUACCCGGCAGUAUGUGACUUUUUGAUAAAUAAUAACUUGCUGUCGGUAAUUAGAGCACACGAAGCACAGGAUGCAGGGUAUCGGAUGUACAGAAAAAGCCAGACUACAGGCUUUCCUUCAUUAAUUACAAUCUUCUCAGCACCAAAUUACCUAGAUGUAUACAACAACAAAGCUGCUGUAUUAAAGUAUGAGAACAAUGUGAUGAACAUUCGGCAGUUCAACUGCUCCCCCCACCCCUAUUGGCUGCCCAACUUCAUGGACGUCUUCACCUGGUCUCUGCCCUUUGUCGGAGAGAAAGUGACAGAGAUGCUGGUGAAUGUGCUGAACAUCUGCUCAGAUGAUGAACUCAUGUCAGAAGGAGACGACCUGUGUGAAGAAGAUGGUGGAAUCCCAGCAGUGCGCAAGGAGGUGAUCCGGAACAAGAUCCGAGCCAUCGGGAAAAUGGCCAGAGUCUUCUCUGUUCUCAGCUAUUCAAGGCUUCUCUCCCACGAGGAAGAUCAAGGACUUUGCGGAGGCGCAGAGCCUGGACAAAGUCAACGAGAGGAUGCCUCCACGCAAGGAUGGCCAGCAGCCGGUCAACCCAAAUGCCCCCAAGAAUGGCACAGACUAGGCCCGGAGAGUGACCCCCCUCUCAUCCUCACCAGACACAGGCCAUGGCCCUGUCUCAUACACCAAAACUAUCUUCUCUCGCUCUCUGUUUUCUAUCUCCCUCAUUCUCUCUCUCUAUCUCUCUAUCUCUCUAUCUCUCUAUCUCUCUAUCUCUCUCUCUGUCCCAUUGUGACUCUUCACCCAGCUGGCCUAUAGUUGGACAAGCACAGGACAUGUAGGUAGGGAAGACACCACCACACUGGGAGAAUGGUUUCAGCCACCACAGAGUACAACCAUGAAAAUAAACAAAAAACCAUUUUAUUUAUUAAUUGAAUAAUAUUAGGUAUAUUAUGUAAUGCUACAAUUGAAUGAACACAUACAUUUCUAAGAUGUUCAAAUAAGCAUAUAACUAUGGUAAAUGUCAAAGAUAAAGACCAUUUUGUAAAUUUGAGUUGAGGAUUGAGGUAGCUAGUAAAGGAGACCUUAUCCUUUAUUAGUCAAUGCAAGUGUUAAUACUGUUAUUUUAUGUGCUUUGCAAGGGAAGGUUGACUGAAUCUACAGAUAUACAUGUUGUCCAUUUAAAAAAAAAAAUGUGUUAAGUAGAGAGAAAUAAUGAAGGGAACGAUUUGACACCAUUGCAGAAGAUUAUUUUAUACCUCCAGCAGAAGUUCAGUAGAACUGUUUUGUUCUUUCGUCCAAUUUCUUUGGUAAAAACCUUGAAACCACUGAAUGCUAUUUAUGCUGCUUUGGGUCAACUUGUUGCUCCUAUAUUUUAUCGUUAGGUUAAACAGGAUUUAAUUUGACAGCCUUUAGUCAAUCCUUGAGAAACUGCACAGAAUUUCCAAAUGAUAAUGUCAAAGAAUGGGAAAAAAAGACCAUGACAGAAUUGAUCCUAGUUUGCUACGAUCAUUGAUGCGAUGUAUCAAUGGGCGGUGAUUAGUUUUUCUAGUGCUAGGUGUUCUAAAUAGUGUUUUGAUAGUUGUUGUUUGCAAGCUGUCACUAACCAACCGUUACUAACAGUGUGUUUAACUGAGGUCAGUUGGGGGGGGUUUAUAUAAUACAUACACUGUGUGUACAAAACAUUAGGAACACCUUCCUAAUAUCGAGUUGCACCCCCUUUUGCCCUCAAAGCAGCAUCAAUUCGUCGGGGCAUGGACUCUACAAGGUGUUGAAAGCGUUCCACAGGGAUGCAGGCCCAUGUUGACCCCAAUGCUUCCCACAGUUGUGUCAAGUUAGCUGGAUGUCCUUUGGGUGGUGGAUCAUUGUUGAUACACAUGGGAAACAGUUGAGCAUAAUAAACCCAUCAGUGUUGCAGUUCUUGACCCACUCAAGCCGGUGCGCUUGGCACCUAUAUUACCAUACUCUGUUCAAUCCAUGUCUCCGUUGUCUCGAGGCUUAAAAAUCCUCCUUUAACCUGUCUCCUCCCCUUCAUCUACACUAAUUUGAAGUGGAUUUACAAGUGACGUCAAUAAGGGAUCAUGGCAUUCACCUGGUCAGUUUAUGUAAUGGAAAGAGCAGGUGUUCUUAAUGUUUUGUACAUUCUGUGUGGAUAUUCUGCAAAGGCUAAGUUUGAUUCAAAAGGGAUAUAGGCCGACAGUAUGUAUUGAAGACAGCCACCAGUACCUUGGGUGUGUGGUGCCCCCAUUUGGUUAGCUUUUCUGGGACAUUGAGCGGGGAGCGGCCUACUAUUGUUGAGUGAUGUGCUGAAUGUGGAAGGAAGAAAGUCCUCUUGGUGAAGAAACAUACUAAACACAAGGGAAGAACAACCAGUGGGGUCGUCUUCUCAAUGACCUCCGUGACAAGAUGGUGGAGAAAUCUUUCCCAUGGAGCAAAUGGUAACGCCACAGAUAUGUCCCUAAAAUGAACUGAAACUUCUUCGUGUUCAUUAUUUUAUGUUUUAAGAUACAAAUUUCUCUGUUGAAAUAAUAAUGACGCUUAGUUUGAUUUCAUAUUGCUUUCCUUGUCAACGCUACAUAAAGGAAAUAUUUGGGGCGUUUCUUGACAAACGCUAUGUCAAUGUCUCCAUCUACUGUUGAUUUGAUGCAGAUGCGUUCAAAUGACUCCAAUGUUGGAAACGUAAGGGAAAGCUGGCCUCAAUUGGCUCCAAUUCAAUGUUUUAGUUGCUAGCAGUUUGAGGAAAGCAGUACCCUGAAGAGGAGUGGAUUGAGUCAUCCAGUGAGACGCUGUGAAGAUUGAUGUUAUCUGAAUUUCCAUUCUCUUUAGUGGCUCUUUGUCCAUCCUAUGAGUUAUCUCCCCCUAUGACAGUUUUCACUAUCUGUGGUAGAAUCAAAGCUGUGGACCUACAGUGUCUCUACAUUGAUCAUGUAGUAAUGUCUGAUGGUUCUUCUGAAUUAAUUUGAUUGUGAGUAUUAUAUGGUCUUAACAUAUACAUAGUAAUUGUUCCUCCAUGGCAGGAACUGACCCUCCAUGGCAGGAACUGACACUACUUUUAUAACACCCGCUCUCAACCCUUUAAGGUUUGACUUGAUUCUUUAGGACUUGUGACUUAAUGAACCGGUGCUUAGUUUUAGCCCUAGAUUUUUGGGGGCUACAACUGCUUGUCUGACACUCCUCCCGUCGCGCCACAUGUAGUUAUUCUAUUGUGUUUUAUCAUUCAAGAAGAGCUUUUAAGAUUUUUAUUCUCAUGUGAAUUUUCCCUUUUAUAAUAUAUAUUGUAAGGCUUUUAAACGAGUUGCAUUCAAUGUGCCAUGCCACUACCAAAACACACGCCAACACCUGUGUGUGACUGGUGAGGAGAAGGGAAAUCAGAAUGUCCCUUUUCUUGUGUUCAGCAGUGGUCAUGGAGAGAUCUUGGCGCCUGUUUCAGCUCGACAUGGGUCAGGUUUAUCUGAGUUGUGUCACGGCCCAGAUACUUUUGUUUUGUAUUUAAAUGUGAUUUGUUUCUCUUCCCUGUAUUGUGCUCCGAGUUAGGGGAUGUACAGGCCCCGUAGGAGGGCCGUAUUUCUCACCUCUUGCCAGUUUCUAAACAUAUCUCGAAUGUACAAAAAUAUUUGUAAUUUAAAGUCUCUUAAUAGCUGUAAAAAAAGGGUGAGGAAAAAUAAGUCCAGUGCUUGUCAUGCGAGGCCAUGAAAUCUAUGUAGAUGUAUCACUUAAAAAAAUAAAAUUUAAAUGAAAUGUU